AUGAGCGCAUUCCUAACGUCUGACGAAGCGGCACUUAUGCACGUUGCGGUUUCUGCUCGUUUGCGCGUGGUUUCACGUACCCUCCCCACAGAUCGCUUGCGAUCUGCUUUGAGAACUGGAGUCGAUAGUAGACGCGUAGCGCUUUUGCGUAAUCGCUCUGGGAGUUUGACCGUUGCGCGGCGAGAGACAGGAUUUGGCUGUCACCGUUUGCUCUCAGCCAGAUCGUUUCGUAUCUGCGGCGUGCCUGUCGUAUCCGCGCCGACCCGGCUCAGCUCACGACCCGGAUCGUCGUCAACGGUCGCACGAGCCAUGGCGACAGGCGCGGAGGGCGGCGGUCUGAUCGACCGCGCGGCGACGGUGGAGGAGGAGGAGCUGCUCGAGUCGUUCUCGCUCAUCGCCAGCAUUGACAAGGCCUGGUGCCGAGUGUCGCCCGUCGGCCAAACAGCAGGACCCAAGGGCAAGGGUGCUCCAGGCAAGGCGAGUCUAGACGUGACGGUGCAGAUGAGUCAGAAGAACCUGCCAGCCAACGCCAUGCGCAAGUACCUCUCCACAGUGCACGUGCCCGACCCGCAAGGCGACCUCUCGUCCUUCCACUGGUCCCCCUUCCCCACCGAGCUCACUGGCGUGACCCUCAUCGCCCCCUCCCCCUCGGGGGGGAGAUUGCUGGUGGUGCGGAAUGGGGAGGCGGGCGAGGGGGGGAAGGAGGCUGGAGCGGUGAAGCUGGAGGUGUGGGGCGCGGGAAGGUUGCUGAGGGAGGUGCAUGUGCCGGCCACUGUUCAUGGGGGGGUGUACGCCGAUGGAUGGUUCGAGGGUGUGUCAUGGAAUGAGGAUGAAACCUGUGUUGCCUACGUGGCAGAAGAGCCUGCCCCAACCAAGCCUGUCUUCGGCCAACCGCGGCAGCCCGCUGCCACGUCAGCCGCCCAGCACCCGCCUGCCGCACCUGCUGGCCCGGCUCGGGGCAGGUUCGGAGCCGCAGCUGCAGCGGCGCCAGCUCCGGCGGGAGGUGCAGGGAAGGGGAAGAACGGGGCAGCGGAGGCAGGGACGUGGAAGGGCAAGGGGGAGUGGAUGGAGGACUGGGGGGAGAGAUAUGCGGGGAAGCAGCGGCCGCUGCUGUUUGUACUCAAUACUGUCAGUGGCACAGUGCAGGCGGUAGAGGGUAUCCCGGGGGACAUCAGUGCGGGGCAGGUGGUGUGGGCGCCGGCAGUGGAGGGGCAGCAGCACACGCUGCUCUUUGUUGGCUGGUCCGCCUUCCCUUCCAACUUCAACACGGCUCGCCGCCUUGGCAUUGUCUACUGCGCCAACCGCCCCUGCCACCUGUUUGCUGCCCAAGCGCCCUCUCAAGACCCUGCUGGGAAGAAGUCAGGCAGCGGCAGCAGCAUUGUGAAGCUCACUGCUGGCAUCAGCAGCGCCUUCUCACCCCGCUUCAGCCCUGACGGCUCUCUGCUGGUCUUCCUCUCUUCGCACGCAGCAGUGGACAGCGGCACGCACGGCGCCACCAACUCGCUGCACUCGCUGCUGUGGCCCAAGGAGGGCAUCUCCUUCCCCCACGCCCCUCCUGCCGACCCUGAGGAGGAUACUCGUACUGGGCCAUCCGACGUCCCCGCUAUAGACAUCCCCAUCAACAGCAUAAUCAGUGUGGUGGCGAGGGCGGAGGAGCAGGGCGGCUUUCCUGGCCUGUACGCUGCAGGAGCCAUCGCUAACCCGUGGCUGGCUGACGGGCGCACGCUGCUGCUCACCACUGCUUGGCGGAGCACCCAGGCGAUCAUCUCCGUGCACGUGGAGAGUGGGCGAGUGUCAAGGCUGACCCCAGAGGGCCCGAUCUCAUGGGUUCUGCUAGAUGUGCGGAACAACGUGGUGGUGGCGG
Molecule: messenger RNA, 1864 nt
Organism: Closterium sp. Yama58-4
Lineage: Eukaryota; Viridiplantae; Streptophyta; Zygnematophyceae; Desmidiales; Closteriaceae
Source: the annotation of a GenBank genome assembly